AUGAUGAAGCGUGCGUUUGCCACUUCGGCCUCAGUUGCCACUCAAGCGGUCCGUGCCCCAAUUCAAACCUAUGGUAUUGAGGGCAAAUAUGCUUCAUCCUUGUACACUGCCGCUUUUAAGAACAAGAGCUUGGACACUGUUGACAAGGAUUUGCAAAAGGUCAAAGAUUUGUACACCAAGAGCCCUGAAUUCAAGGUAAGUUUUUUGUAUAUUUUUUGAUGUUUAGGUACGAAGAAGAGACUCAAAGGAUGUUUGAAGGUGUGCAGAAGCUUGCUGGAUAUUUUUAAGGCAAUUUGGUUUAGAUGUGACAAUUUUAUAAGCUUUUUCGGCUUAUUUAUAUUGUUUUAGAAAUUUAACAGUUAAAAAAGGGAAAACAGAUCAUUUAGUGUUUCAGCAAUCUUCUAGUGUACUUUAUGAGCUAUGUCCUUGGAUUUCAUGAAUUUUAUAAGCUAUUAGAAUCAAACUUUAAAAGUUUUGUUAUGUUAAGAUACCUUUUUUAAUUUUUGAACAUCAAAGACGUUGUAAAACACUGUUUCGGUGUCUCAGAAGCUUUUUGGGCAUCUUAGCAGUUAUUUAUUAGUUGUUUAGGUGACUGACUUACAACCUUUUUUGAGCUUUAAUUUUUAUAACAUACUAUAAUAUUUUCAGGCUUUUGUCCAAAACCCGACUUUGAAGAGAAACCAAAAGAAGAGCGCAGUUGAAGCCAUCUUGAAGAAGACUGGAGUGUCUUCUGAAAUCCAGAACUUCUGUGGUAAGCAAAAAACAUUUUUGGCUUUAAAAUUUAGGUAACAAAAAUGAAAAUCUAUUUUUUAUAAUGGGAUGACAAUUUUUAGCUUUUUUAGUGUUAAGAAAGUUUUCUUAGUUUUUACAUGAAGAUAAAAAUUUUUCUUUUAGGUGUUUUGGCCGAAAACGGACGUUUGGCCAACCUUCAAGCCGUUAUCUCAUCCUUCGAGACUAUCAUGCGUGCUCACCGUGGUGAAUUGGCCGUAGAUGUUGUAUCUGCUGAGGUAAGAGUGUGAUCAUAUUAUUUUUUGUUGAAAGUUUAGAUGAAAAUUUACAUAUUGGUCAAAAAAAUUACAGAAAAACUGUUAAUUCGUCAUUCUUUAGAAGCUCAAUUCUUCUCAAGAAAGCGCCUUGAGGGAUGCGUUGCAAAAGCACGUCAAAUCCGGCCAAAAACUGACCCUCAAUUUCCAAGUCAAGCCCUCAAUCAUCGGUGGUCUAGUGGUCACAAUCGGCGACCGAUACGUCGACUUGUCCGUCGCUUCGAAGAUCAAGAAGCUGAACGAAAUCGUGAACACCACUGUUUGA
Molecule: messenger RNA, 1308 nt
Organism: Bursaphelenchus okinawaensis
Lineage: Eukaryota; Metazoa; Nematoda; Chromadorea; Rhabditida; Aphelenchoididae
Source: the annotation of a GenBank genome assembly